Molecule: messenger RNA, 1638 nt
Organism: Dibothriocephalus latus
Lineage: Eukaryota; Metazoa; Platyhelminthes; Cestoda; Diphyllobothriidea; Diphyllobothriidae
Source: the annotation of a GenBank genome assembly
AUGUCCGAGGAUGCCGAAACUUUCGCCUUCCAGGCUGAGAUCGCUCAGCUUAUGAGCUUGAUCAUCAAUACCUUCUAUUCCAACAAGGAGAUCUUCCUGAGAGAACUGAUUUCCAACUGUUCUGAUGCCCUCGACAAGAUUCGCUACGAGAGUCUCACUAAUCCCGAGGUGUUGGAUACGAACAAGGACUUGUGCAUCAAGGUCAUCCCCAACAAGAAUGACAAGACCCUAACGAUCAUCGAUAGCGGUAUUGGAAUGACGAAGUCCGACCUUAUUAACAAUCUGGGUACGAUUGCUCGAUCUGGCACAAAGGCUUUCGUUGAGGCUCUUUCCGCGGGAGCUGAUAUUUCUAUGAUUGGCCAGUUCGGUGUGGGCUUCUACUCUGCCUACUUGGUAGCUGACCAUGUGCAGGUUAUUUCGAAGCACAAUGAUGAUGCGCAGUACCUGUGGGAGUCGUCUGCCGGUGGUUCCUUCACGAUUCGCCAGAUGGACGAAGAUCCGAUUGGCCGGGGUACGAAGAUUAUUCUGCAUAUCAAGGAGGAUCAGAUGGAGUACCUGGAGGACAAGAGGAUCCGUGAAGUCAUCACAAAGCACUCCCAGUUCAUUGGCUAUCCCAUCAAGUUGAUAUUGGAGAAGGAACGGACGAAGGAUGUGUCCGAUGACGAGGAGAUGGUGGAGGAAGAGAAGAAGGAGGAGGGUGAGAAGGCUGAGGAUGAAGAGGAGAAGCCGAAGGUAGAAGAUAUUGAUGACGAAGAAGAGGAGAGUGAAGACAAGGAGUCGAAGGACAAGAAAAAGAAGAAGAAGCAGGUAAAGGAGAAGUAUAUGGACGAGGAGGAGUUGAAUAAGACGAAGCCGCUGUGGACGAGGAAUCCCGAUGACAUAACGCAUGAGGAGUAUGGUGAAUUCUACAAGCAGCUGAGCAAUGACUGGGAAGACCAUCUGGCCGUGAAGCACUUCGCUGUUGAGGGUCAGUUGGAGUUCCGUGCCCUGCUCUUCAUACCGAAGCGUGCUCCUUUCGACCUUUUUGAGAACCGAAAGAAGCGCAACAACAUUAAGCUGUAUGUGCGCCGUGUGUUUAUCAUGGACAACUGUGAAGAUCUGAUACCCGAGUAUCUGAACUUCAUCCGAGGUGUUGUUGAUUCGGAGGAUCUUCCGCUGAACAUUAGCCGAGAGAUGCUGCAGCAGAACAAAAUCUUGAAGGUGAUCCGCAAGAAUCUAGUGAAGAAGUGUAUGGAGCUGAUAGAAGAGUUGAAUGAAGAUCCAGAAAACUUCAAGAAGUUCUAUGAGCAGUUCGGCAAGAACAUGAAAUUGGGUAUCCAUGAGGACAGCAACAAUAGGAAGAAUGCUGAAGAGAUGACGAGCCUGAAGGACUACGUGUCCCGAAUGAAGGAAAAUCAGAAGGACAUCUACUACAUCACGGGUGAGAACAAAGAGGCUGUUGCCAAUUCGGCCUUCACGGAGGUGCUGAAGAAGCGUGGUCUGGAGGUGCUGUACAUGCUGGAUCCCAUUGACGAGUAUGCCGUGACACAGCUUAAGGAGUACGACGGCCGGAAGCUGGUGUGCGUGACGAAGGAGGGUCUUGAGUUGCCGGAGGAUGAGGAGGAGAAGAAGAAGUUUGAGGAACUGAAGCAGGAGUUU